Molecule: messenger RNA, 3008 nt
Organism: Somion occarium
Lineage: Eukaryota; Fungi; Basidiomycota; Agaricomycetes; Polyporales; Cerrenaceae
Source: the annotation of a GenBank genome assembly
GAGACACCAGCCAGACCGGUAGAUAUGGACUUUGCCAGAUUCGUCCUUGCCAUAAACGACGGUUGAACCACCGCAUGUGUCGCUCACAAAACGUCUACUUAAUCGCCAAUUCUUGACUUAAGGGUUCAAUUAUUUGCUAUCCUAGUCAGUCUACAGAGCGCGCAGUGUCCACAUUUCGAAACAUUGGUAGCAGUCGCUAGGACCAGGUUAACUGUUCAGAAUCCCUCGCGAAAAACACCCUAAUCCUCGAAGGCAAGGGACCUCCAGAGUAUCUAGGAUCUCCGUCUCUUUCUCGACCCUGUACACCUCCUGCACAGAUUGGUCUCAACUCAUUCAGCGCCCUUGACGACGGAGAUAAGGCUCGUGCGGCAUCCCUAUCCAAAGUACAGAGUACGCCCAUCGGAGUCGGAACCGCCGCUUGGGUACAAAACCCCCAUACCAGAGCUCAAGUCAAGACACCGCUACGCAAAGAUAUGGACAGUACGAAAUUUCUAGACUUGGGUACUUGGGCAGGAGCUGUCUUUGGCUAUGAUCCUGAGACCAUCCAGGCAUGGACAGCUGUCAUGAUCGAGAAGAAGAUUGUUCUCGACGAUGUCAUUUCGAAUGCCGUCACUAGGUUUAUGAAUGCCGGAGAAUUUGGCAAACACGAGGAUGAGCUCUAUGCGCCAUUCUGCGAGGUGGCUAAUAGGGUUCUGCAAAGGGCUCGCGAAAUCAUACCCGACCUUCCAGCGUAUCCUGUUCCCGACCUCGUCUUGUGCCGGAAUGCUCCUGUAUACAUAGGUGCUUGCAGCCAAGGAGACGCUUCGCGCUCGCCCGACAUCGUUCUCGUUUCGGAGACCACUAUGCGCGACCUCAAGAACAGGAAUAAGUACACGAAGACGAAGGGACAGAAGUAUCCUACGACCGGGAUUGAUUGGUCUGAUUUGUUUAGCAUCUGGGAGAUGAAAUCCUUCAACGCUUGGAAUCUGAAGGAUUACAUGGCACGGCUCCGGCUUGACUGGGAUACGAAGCUCACAAAAAGGAGACCCGAAGUGGAGGCCUCCACGUCAAGCGGCUUGUAUCGAGGUCCCGAUCCGGCUCAGUUGAACCGAGUCGUUGGGCCUCUAUCUGAGCCAGGCCCGGAAGACAACCCUCUGAAACGCUACUAUCCAGACUUCAACAGUGCCGACAAUAGUCGUCCGCCUAAACGAUUGAGGAUGCAGCCUCCCGAAUCUAUACCACUCGCUCUGGAGACGGAAGGAGAGUUUCUUGCAUCGAAGAAACUUCCCGUUCCGGAAGCGUAUGAAGACCAAAUGGCUACCUACGCACUCGAGAUGUUAUCUUGCACUCGCGGCACCCGUCUGUAUUUCUUUCAAUGUCUGGUGAUGGGUGAUAUCGUCGAAUUCUGGUACUCCGAUGCUUCCGGCAUCGUGCGUUCUCACCAGAUAUCCUGGAUUCGAGAGUUUGAGAAGUUCGCUGCAUUCCUCGUUGCGAUGGCUUGUUGCGACCACUCGCGUUUCGGUAUGGUCGUUCCCAACUUGUCCCCUCCCGCCGAAGAUUUCAACCCAUCUCUCCCGCCGGCGUCCCUCAAUGGAUACUCGACCACAAUGAAACAUCCGACAAUAGGCAUUGAUGUCAAGGUAACGCUAGGACGUGAAGUCUUCACGCAAUACAGUCUCAUCGGACGCAAGACCUGUGUAUACGACGUCACGACAGAGCCACCUAUCAGUGACGAGCCUCUGGUGAUGAAGAUGUCCCUCCAAUCUGUCUGUCGGACACCGGAACAAGAUCUGCUAGCUCUGGCCGAGGGCUUUCCAGUAUCAGAGCAUCUUCCGAAGGUUUACAUGUGGACAGCCAGGGCAACGGAAUGGCGAUUGUCGGACGGCGUUCGCGGGAGGUUCUUCAAGAGGAACGAUGAGGACAAGGAAUAUGAGGAACGCUGUCAGCGAUUCAUCCUUUUCAAGAAGUACAAGCAGCUUGAGACGGUGCUUUCUCCGCAGAAUAUGGACCACGUCUUCAACCAGCUGCUCGACUGCCUUCAUGAUCUAUACCACCAGUUGCACAUGCUCCAUCGAGAUGUCAGCCUGAGUAAUCUCAUGUACGAAAUGCGUGAAGGUUUAGUCUGGCUCAUUUUGAAUGACUUUGAUCUUGCCGUCGUGAUCAAGAAGGAUGGACCACCUAGAGGCUCGACUGGGCGUCAUCGGACUGGCACGCUUCCGUUCAUGGCCGUUGACCUGAUAGAAGAUCCCAAUAUGCCCCAUUACUUUCGGCACGAUUUGGAAAGCGUCUUUUUCGUGGCACUGUGGUGUGCCAUAAGAUCCCCCUCUCGUGAUCAGAAGACGGACGCAUUGCGAAGAAAGGCCCUUCUCUCCUGGGAACAAUAUGGAUUGGACACUAUUCGGAAUUCGAAAACACAGAUUUUCGUCAGUCAGAAUAGUUUUGCCAAACUUGUGCCUGGCAAGAUUCCGCUCAGUCCAGAGUUCUCUCGAUACGAAAGAUGGCUCGGCGCUUUUUGGACAGUACUGUUCGAGGGAUACCAGGAUCUGGCCGCUCAUCAGAAGAAAAUCUCUGACAUCCGUCAAAAUGAACGUGAGGGCGACAUUAGUCAGGAAGAGGCAGAGCAAGAAAUCAAGGCAAUCGUGUUCGAUGCAGAAACGUUUGACGGGAAGAUUACUUAUUCCAGGAUCAAGGCUGCUUCGAAAGUUUGCAAGGGACGAUUAGCGAAACACCUUCGAGGCUUCGUUUUUUAGAUCUCAUGUUGCGUGGUUCAUUUGUGUUGUUAUUCGCAAAGCCUUAUGUGUUUCUCGGUAGUUGGCCGCAAUUUUUACGGCGCGGUGGACAUUACUAUACCCUUCAAUAGACCAUCAAUAUCCAUGUCGUUGAGACUACAGCUUCAGGUAUACCUUCACUCCACGGCGACGGAGGUGCUAUAGACGCGCGCUCGGACCGUACGCGUAAACAAGCCACAAUAACGCGUCGUUUGGUUGCAAGUUCCCGUAAGUUUAUUAUAAUACAAUCCAGGAUAUUGA